AUGGUACCCCUCCCAGCCUCUCCACACCACCUGUCUCUGCCACUCCUGCUGCUGCCUGUGCUGCUGGGACCCACAGGAGUGGCUGGCGAGGAGGAGCUGCAAGUGCUUCAGCCCGACAGGUCCGUGUCAGUGGCAGCCGGACAGACGGCCACUCUGCCCUGCUUCCUGACCUCCCUGCGCCCUGUGGGGCCUGUUAAGUGGUUCAGGGGGACAGAGCCAAAUGAGGAGUUAAUCUACAGUUUCAAAGAGGAAGGUCACAUCCCCCGAGUGACAAACGUCUCGGACACCACAAGGAGAAACAACACGGACUUUUCCAUCUACAUCAUCAACACCACCACGGCAGACACUGGGGUGUACUACUGUGUGAAGUUUCAUAAAGGGAGCCCUGACGUGAAGCAUAAGACUGGGCCAGGUACCAGAAUGUUUGUGCGAGCUAAGCCCUCUCUUCCAGAGAUUUCCGGUCCCUCCUUCAGGGCCAGCCCAGGCCAGGUAGUGAAUCUCACCUGUGUGUCAAAGGGCUUCUUUCCCCAAAACGCAUCCCUGAAAUGGUUUAAAAAUGGAGUGGAGAUCCCAGCCUUGGAGACCGUCAUCGUGCCACGUGGAAACGCUUCCGCCUACAGCAUUGUCAGCACUGUCCUGGUGGCACUUGCCUUCUCGUCACUCCACUCCCAGGUCACCUGUCAAGUGUCUCAUGAUGAGUUGCCAAGUCCCCUCAGUGGGCAUGUGAACUUCUCCAGAUUCCUCAAAGUUGUACCCACAGUGACUAUACUGACACACUACGUCCCAGGCCUUCGGAUGACCAUUUUCAAUUGCCAUGUGGAAAGGUUUUACCCUGAAGUCAAACAAAUCACCUGGCUGGAGAGGACCGGAUGCUUCAAGACCUGUGAGGCCUUCGCCCCAAACAAGAACCCAGACGGCACAUUCAGCCAAGACAGUCUCAUCCUGGUCAACGCCUCAGAGUGUAAGGACAAGACACAGUUCACCUGCCGCGUGCAGCAUGAGGACCAGGUGGAGACCAGCAUGCUGCUGAGCGAGCCCCAAGAAGAGCAGGAGAGUCGGGGUGCCAGAGAUCCCAGCUUCUUCGGGACCCUCAUCCUGCUCACCUGGAAGUUUAUUCCCCUAACUGCCCUGAUGAUCAUCUGGCUCCUUAGGAGGAGCCUCCCUUCCAGCCCUGGAGGAGGUGGAUUCUUAGACUGAGAAGGUAAGAAGAGACUGGGGGUUGUGCCCUAUCCAGGAACCAAGCUUCUGUGCUGUAUGACCCUGAGCAAGAAGUCCAGCAGAAGCAGAACGGAUUCUGAUCCAGGGAGAAGCAUCAACCUGCAAUGCUGAAGGUCUCUUCUUCAAGGAAAGUCCACUGUGGGCACCAAGCUCAUCCACAAAAUCUUUACAGCCACCUCAAUAAAGACACA
Molecule: messenger RNA, 1409 nt
Organism: Condylura cristata (star-nosed mole)
Lineage: Eukaryota; Metazoa; Chordata; Mammalia; Eulipotyphla; Talpidae
Product: signal-regulatory protein beta-1 isoform 3-like
Exons: 6
Coding region: 1-1197 (398 amino acids)
Biological process (GO): positive regulation of T cell activation; positive regulation of phagocytosis
Cellular component (GO): plasma membrane
Source: RefSeq, a predicted model, not a curated record